Messenger RNA from Centrocercus urophasianus (Greater sage-grouse), 939 nucleotides. RefSeq names its product coiled-coil domain containing 42 (gene CCDC42). The record is from RefSeq and is a predicted model, not a curated record. The transcript is spliced from 7 exons. Bases 1 to 939 code for a protein of 312 amino acids. Lineage: Eukaryota; Metazoa; Chordata; Aves; Galliformes; Phasianidae. Gene Ontology annotation, biological process: spermatid development.
AUGGCUGAAGCAACGGCCACUGUGGACAGUGAGGACCUCUCAGGCUAUUUCAGCAUGCAAUACAGGCAGAAUCUGCUGCUCUUGCUCAAGAAACUCAAACUGACCGAGGAGGACUCUCUGUCUCCAUUUAUUCGCCUCCAGGAGAAGAAGAAAGAAGCCCAAGAGAUGCAAAGGGUUCUGGAGGAUAAGGAAGAGGCCUUCAGGGUGAGGAUGGAGGACAUCACCUGCAAGUGGAAGGAGCUCCGGGCCAAGGAGGCCGAGCUGAAGGCUCACAUGAAGAAAUCUGAGAGGACCCUAAAGGAAAAUGAUAAGAUGCGAAUCCAAGCUCUAAAGAAAGCUGGUAAAGAAAGGAAGAUGAAGAUGCAAAAGGAGAGUGAGCUCUUGAGAGCUAAGAAGGUACUGGAAGCCCUGAAAAUUAAGCACCAGAAACUCAGUGUCAGAGUGCAGAACUACUCUAUCUUUGAAACCUAUCUGGAGGAUGUGGUGAAGGUCUCACAGUUUGAGGAGAUCCAGGCAAUCAUUUGGCACUACAAGAGGUUAGUGAGGAUGCGCAAGGCCCUGCUGCAAGCAGAACGUGGGCUUAAGGAAGCAAAGCAGAAAGCCAAGGAACUCAGCCAGCAUGAUGAAGAUGAGAGCCUGCAGUACAACAGUGACCUGGAUCAGCUUCAACUGCGUUCUCAUCAGGCUCAAAGGGAUGUUCUCACCAGGCAGUGUCUCUGGGCUGACAUGCAGAAAACAGCUGCCAAGAAAAGCCAGGAGCUGGGGACCAUCAAGAUGGCCAUCCUUGGCCUCUUCCAGCAUGUGAGCAAGCAGAUGAAAAGAAGCCUGAAUGUGCCAGUGGAUGACAGCUACACACAGCUGAGCGUGAUUCAACAGUUUAUCCAAGACCUCAUGGACAUCUUAAUGGAAGUGAAAAGAAAGAGCAUACAGAUCCGUUAG